GAGGCAUUAAGGCGGAUAUCAUCCAUACUAUUUGGUCAAGCCAUGGAUGUCCGCCGUCUCAUUGCUUGCUACGCCAACCACUUGCAGGAACCGAUUCAAAAUGCGGUACUGAUUUACGCAUAAGUUGAUUCUUAACUUACCUGCCUACAUAAGAAAGGAUUAUAUAAAUCAAACACCAGUAUGCCGUCCGCCCUCGUGACCGACCGACCAUUGCCGGUUUACUUUAUCGGCCACGCCGGAGUGGGUCUCCUGUUCAGCGAGUCGCCUCAGAACCGGAUCGUCCAAGACAACCUUCGGGUUAUUGGAGAGGAGAUCCGUAGGAUUUCACCCCGGCCAAAGGCCAUCCUCACCUUUAGUGGGCACUUUGAGGCAGGAGAGAUCCACGGGCCGGAGGUGAUAGAGGUCAAUAUGAAGAAAGGGACUUAUAUUAUGCAUGACUUCGUCAACGACUUCCACGAUUCGGCACCUUUUGUCUACGAGUAUGACUGGCCGCACGAGGACGCACCGGAACUAGCGUCCGAGGUCUGGCGACACCUGAACAAAUCCGGCAUCAAAGCCAAGCGGGUCGAGCGCGGCGUCGAUCACGGUAUCUGGGUCCCCUUCAAAGUCAUGUUCCCGCCCGAAGAUCCGCUCGACAUCCCCGUUGUCCAGGUCUCCACGUUCCACGGCUACGACCUGGAAAGCCAGAUCCACCUCGGCGAGGCCGUCGCAUCGCUCCGGAACAAAGGCUUCCUAAUCCUCGCAUCCGGCAUGGCCGUCCACUCCUUCCCCUCCCUAGCCUCAAUCCGCGCCGCGCCGUCGGACGCCAGCCGCGCAGCCCGGCGCGAAAAGGUCCUCGCGGAGUCGCGCGCCUUCGACACGGCGGUCCGGGCCGUGGUAUCGAAAACGCGUGCUUCGGAGCGGAGGAAAGCGCUUCUAGAACUAGAACAGUUGCCCGAGUACCGCCGCUGCCAUCCUACCGUCGAGCACUUUACCCCGUUGCUGGUGGCGGCGGGGGCGGCCGGGGACGCGGUGGGAGAGGCGGUGGGGGUGGAUGUGGUGGAGCCUGGGAUGUCGUAUUUGAAUGUUAAGUUUAGUUAGGCUGAGAUAGGGAUAAGCAUAGGGCUGGUCUGGAGUAUUGGAUGUGGUCGUUGUGUCUCGUAUUAGUCUGGGGAUUUAGGGGGUCGUAUUAGGAACCUCUCAAUAAUUGCCUCGCUCUUAUUGGGCUAGUAGCUCCUUUGACCUAGAUCAUUAA
This is a messenger RNA of Annulohypoxylon truncatum, 1234 nucleotides long. Its product is annotated as Extradiol ring-cleavage dioxygenase, class III enzyme, subunit B. Bases 181 to 1080 code for a protein of 299 amino acids. NCBI's taxonomy places the organism in Eukaryota, Fungi, Ascomycota, Sordariomycetes, Xylariales, Hypoxylaceae. The transcript has 4 exons. The record is from RefSeq and is a predicted model, not a curated record. Gene Ontology annotation, molecular function: ferrous iron binding; oxidoreductase activity, acting on single donors with incorporation of molecular oxygen; zinc ion binding.